AUGACAAGUGAAAAUCCGGCAGAAAGUGUUACAACGACUGAUGCAAUAAAUGCUGAUUUUAAAGCUGCAGAUCAACAAGAAGAACCAGAAGUAGAACAAUCGGAAAGUGCACAAGUUGAGAAACCAAAACGUGGCGGACGAAAAAAACGAGAGAUUACAGCAGCAAUCUCGGACGUUAAAGCUGAACACGUGAAUAAUGAACACGUCGUGGAUACGCAACCGCUAUUCGAACAACCGGUUAUACUUGAAGGAAAACGCUCACGCAAACCAACGUCACGUUUGGAAUUAUCGGAUUUAGAAACACCUAAGAAAGAAUUUUCUAUUCCCCAGGGUCACGGAAAGCCAUUAGGAGACAUUGAAUAUAUUAAUCAUCAAAUUACUCAUGCGACAACCGAUGCUUUGUCUCCCAUGCGUGGUAUAUGUUUCGGUCGACGAGGAAGCAAGGCAAAUAUGCGAGAAAGUCUUCGAGAAUUCAAUGGAUUUGAAUUCGAUAAAGAGAGUGAUGAAUAUCACCGACAUUUAACCAGUUUGACGAAAUGGAAAAAAGAUCAAUUACAAUCAACACUAGACAUACUUGGUUUACCAGUAACUGGUCAGAAUGAUGAACAGGCUGAGCGAAUUUUAACCUUCCUUAUGAAUCCAAUUGAUGAAGGAAAGCCAGUUCCAGAACAGAAAAUGUCUAUGCGACCAGUGAGAACAUCACGUGUUUAUUCAAAAGGGCCUAUUCAGGACGAAGAUGAUGACGAGGAUGAUGCUAUUGUCAACGAUGAUGACGGCGAUGAACUUUUUAAUGAAGAAGAAGUCGAAGAAGAAGAUGCAGAAGAAAAUGAAUCUGAUGAUGAUUAUAUUGGCAGCGAUGAUGACAGUGUUUUGAUGACAAAAGAUGAUCCUGAUGAUUUUGCUUAUCAACCCGGCAAGAAAACUCCGAAGAAAAGAACAUCAUUGAAACGAUCACGAAGUGCAAUUACUCCCAAAGUAACAAAACGUGGCCGCAAAAGAACUAAAGUAACAUCUGUUUCAAAGGCUGAGAAUGAAGGAACAAUUGUUCCUCCAGUUGCCGAUGAAUCAAAACAAAAUAACGAUAAAAAAGCCGACCAGGCGGACGAAGAAAAUUCUUCUGCAGAGUCUAAAAACAGUGAUUUAACAAUUGAUCAAUCCGAACAAAAUGACACGAAACCAGCAAGCAAUCCUACUUCAGAUGUUAAUGUAUUUCCAACGACAAGUUAA
Molecule: messenger RNA, 1227 nt
Organism: Adineta ricciae
Lineage: Eukaryota; Metazoa; Rotifera; Eurotatoria; Adinetida; Adinetidae
Source: the annotation of a GenBank genome assembly